AUGACAAUGUCGGGAGAGAGCGAGAUGGAGCAGAUGGCGGCGGGGACGGGCAAGGGCGACGAGCGCAAGGAGGCGCAGCGGAAGAAGAUAGUGCGAUUCUCGGGGAACGAUGACGACGGUGACGAUGACGACGCCAAGCCACGGCGCGCGGUGCUGCCGGAAAAGAAGCCGAAGAAGGCAAAAGGCGCGCCCGCCGCCGCUGACAUCAGCGCGAUGGACCUCGACGACCUCGGCGCGGAGCCCGGCGCGGCGGCGCUGAUGGGCUCCGCGGAUCCGCGCGUGGCGGCGCAGGCGCGCGCGCAGCAGCGGAAGAAGGGGAAGAGCAAGUGGGGGGACACUGCGUUCGGGGGCGUGGAGGACGUGGCGCGCGCUGAAGAGGACUUCCAGGGAGAGGAGGAGGAGCAGGAGGCGAUGGAGCCAUUCAACCUUCAGCAGGAGCGCGAGGAGGGGUACUUUGAUGCCGAGGGCAACUAUGUGGAAUACAGAGAGGACACCGAGGCCACGGAUGCAUGGCUGGCGACGGCAGAGGUAGACCCCACUCUAGCGGCCAAGGCAGCAGCGCGCGCACAGGCAGCGGCGGCAGCGGAGGAGGCGGGGGGCAGCGAGAUGGGGCACGGCGAGAUGGCGGCCAUCAGGCGGCGCAUCGCUGAUGCUCUCAGGCCAGGGGAGACGCGGCUGUUCGAGCAGUUGACUGAAGAUGCCAUGCUGCUCAUGGAUGCUGGCGAGACAGAGGUGUAUUCGGACAAGAAGGAGACGUUUGAGCGCGAGGCCGCGGGGUACGAGGCCAUCCUGCGCGCCCGCCAGGGGCUGCUGGGGGGGGACGCGGAAGAGGGGGGCAAGGGCGAGGGGGGUAAAGGGGGGGAGGAGGGAGGGAUUGGGAAGACGGGAGGUGCGGGGAUGGACAUGUUUGGGGAUGAGGAUGAUGACGAGGGGGGGGAUGAUAAAGCGGGCGAUGGUAAAGGGGAAGGGGGGGAGAAGGAAGGUGAGAGCAAGGAGGCAAAGGGAGGGGCAGAAGGGCAAGGAGGGGAGAAGGGGGGAGGGGAGGGGAAAACAGGGGGUGAGGGGAGCGGAGCACCGAGCAACAGCAGUGGCUACGAGUUUGACCCGGCCAGUGGGUGA
Molecule: messenger RNA, 1119 nt
Organism: Closterium sp. Yama58-4
Lineage: Eukaryota; Viridiplantae; Streptophyta; Zygnematophyceae; Desmidiales; Closteriaceae
Source: the annotation of a GenBank genome assembly